Messenger RNA from Alosa sapidissima (American shad), 3681 nucleotides. RefSeq lists its product as uncharacterized. The record is from RefSeq and is a predicted model, not a curated record. Lineage: Eukaryota; Metazoa; Chordata; Actinopteri; Clupeiformes; Clupeidae. The transcript is spliced from 8 exons. The coding region runs from base 144 to 3671 and encodes 1175 amino acids.
CUACAAUGUUGCAGAAAACAUCACUUUUGCAAAGCAGUUUCGACGAGCAGCAACACAGAUCUUUCCUCUAAGCAACUUUUUCGACAUCAGUCUUCUCACUUUGAAUCAGGACAUUUGUCUGGUCAGAAAAAAGGCCGCACAAUAUGCAGGACAGACCGGAGUGUCUGCCCUACUGUUUGUGCUUCGUGAAGAAGUCUGCCUUCUGUCUGGACAGGGUGACAUUCAACGAAAAAAAGGAACUUCUGAGACUGUUCUUGAAACUGCAGGAGCAGGGCUCAGUUAAUUCCUACCUGACAGUAGAGGAUGUCAUUGAAUGGUUUUACUGCCAUGAGAGGAAGAUGUUCACGGAUUGGUUUCCUGAAUCAAAGGAAUCAAGUGAUGACAAAACCUGGCUGACCUGGCAGGUGAAUGCUCAUCUCAGGAUGCAGGACAUUGAACAGGAGGUCAGGAGAGAGCUGUUAGUCAGACAUCUGGUGAGCGUCUCUCGUGAGGGUGAUGAGCUGCAGGACUGUGACAAACGUAUCCACUCAGCUCCUUCUGAUCUAGGGUGGGUUGUUGACAUUCAGAAGACCCCAGAUGACCUCAAGAUGCCCCUUCUGAAGAGGAUCCUGCGUGACCUUGAGGUGGAGAUAAAAUACUACCAGUGCUCCCGUCUGCACACACGGUCGGAGGUAGUGGCAGACGUUGUCACCCGACUGUUCUUCAUGAUGAAGACCGACCCCAGCGGCACUCCUUGCAAUGGGUCCUCCAUGAAACUUACGGAACUGGCUAUGGAUGUUGUCCAUGCAGUGCUCGGGAACUUAUCCUCACGUUUACCAAUCUCAAGCCUACAAGCACAGUACUCCCAUCCGGCUGCUGCUAGGAUGACCCAAUCUAUUCAUCACAAGCUUGUGAAGGCCACGUACACUGCGGAUGACAUGAAAAAGUUCUUGAGCACCGGCAAUGAGACUGUAAUGGCUGCCAUUAUUCAAAUUGUGUCAGUGAAAGUUGCCAGGCUUUUUCAGUGGUCUUUUCAAAGGCCUUCAGCUGCACCAUCCUUCUUGAGACUUUUCCUGGUUGCUAGUGACCAGAAGAUUUCACCUACUGCUGCCCAGAAGCUGGUGAUUCACAUGGAGACAGUGACAUCAGUCUUGGCACUUGUGUUGAUGCAGAUAUACUCCGAGGAGGGAAGAGAAUUUACAUUUGAAGCUCAUAAGUGGCCACUGGUUGAGCAUGUGGUAAUUAGACUGUCCCUCUCUGGUGUCAACGUCAGCAAGAAGAAAGGUAAAGUGACUUGUUAUUUCAACAUGAAUGAAGUGGUGUGUAUGGUCAACUCCAUCUGUAAGGACCUAUUGACCAUGUAUUGCAACAUGAAAUUUCUCAUGGAGGCAUUAUCCAAUAAGAACAGAAUGGUGUCCCGAGACAUUGGCCGUCUGGUGUCUGUCCAACUUGAGAUGGUAUGCCGUUACAGGAAAAUAGACACACCACCUGUUGAGCUGCCAUCUUGCCCAGACCUUGAACAUGUCAUAUGUGCUAUAGUGGCAAGAUUUGUCUAUGUCCUUAUCCCAGUGACUCUGGCAGAUAAGGAAGACCUGGUCCUGUGCCUUCAACUGGUGGACCAGAUUCGUUUUCUCACCCAAGUGACUCUUUUCCAAUCCCAGGAUUCACAUUCUCUUGCCUGCCACCUCAAAGAACUGUCAUCAGAUACAAUCGAACAGCUAGGUGACAUGGUUUACAAUCAAUAUAUAGAGUCCUUCCCUUUGUGUGAUGUUCAGGAUCAGAUACACACGUUGGUGAUAGAUAAACACCACAGCUGUAUGAUUAGUACAAUGAUUGUAACAACUCUGCAGGAUUAUGUGAAACUACUUAAUAACAUCUCAUGUGAGGAACACAAGGAGGCACCUACCUCAAGUGCACUGCUGCCACCUCCAGGUUCCUCUAUCCCUGACGCAUCACCUGCAGUGAAGCCACCCCCAGUGCUCACUCUUCCUAACACUUCACCUGUAGUUAAGCCUCCUCCGGGAUUUACUGUAUCUGACACCUCAGCCACAGUAAAACCUCCUCCUGGAUUCAGCCCACUUGAUGCACCAUCUCUAGUGAAGCCUCUUCCUGGAUUCAGCCUACUUGGUGCAUCACCUGUAGUGAAGCCUCCUCCUGGAUUCAGCCUACUUGGUGCAUCACCUGUAGUGAAGCCUCCUCCUGGAUUCAGCCUACUUGGUGCAUCACCUGUAGUGAAGCCUCCUCCUGGAUUCCUGCUUCUGAAUGCAUCACCUGUAGUGAAGCCUCCUCCUGGGUUUGCUCUCCUUGACACCUCAACUGCAGUGUGGUCACCUCCAGGGUUUGCUCUUCCAGACACCUCAAUUGCAGUGAAGCCACCUCCAGGGUUUGCUCUUCCAGACACCUCAAUUGCAGUGAAGCCACCUCCAGGUUUUGCUGUACCUCAAGCAUCACCUGUACUGAAGCCACCUCCAGGUUUUGCUGUACCUCAUGCAUCACCUGUACUGAAGCCACCUCCUGGAUUUGCCGAGUUCAAUCUCCCUGAAACAUCACCUGCAGUGCGACCACCUCCUGGGUUUGCUCUGCCUGACCCUUCAUCUGUUGUGAAGCCACCUCCAGGGUUCUCUAUCUCUGGUGCCUCACCAGCAGUCAGACCACCCCCAGGAUCCAUUGUGCCUAAAACAUCACCUGCAGUGCAGCCACCCCCUGGAUUUGCACUGCCUGAUCUCUCACCUGCAGUGAAGCCGCUUCCUGGAUUUGCACUGCCUGAUGUCUCAGUCGCAGUGAAGUCGUCUCCUGGAUUUGCUUCACCUGCAGUAAAACCACCACUCGGGUUCCCUCUGCCUGAUGCUUCAAGUGCAGUGCAGCCACCUCUAGGGUUCUCUGUACCUGUUGCAUCACCUGUGGUACCUAUCGUAACACCUUCAGUCUGGCCACCUCCAAGGUUUACUCUUCCUGAUGCCUCAUUGAUAGUGAAGCCACCACCCGGGUUUGCUGUACCUGUUUCAUCAUCUGAAGUGCGGCCACCUCCUGGAUUUGGUCUUCCUAAUGCCUCAGUAGUAGUGAAGCCACCCCCUGGGUUUGCUGCACCUAUCGUAACACUUGCAGUGCGGCCACCUCCAGGAUUUGCUCUUCCUAACACCUCAGCUACAGUGAAGCCACCCCCUGGAUUUACUGUAAUCGAAGCAUCACGUCCAGCGAAGACGCCUCCUGGAUUUACCCUGAUCGAGGCAUCACCUCCAGUGAAGACGCCUCCUGGAUUUACCCUGAUCGAUGCAUCACCUCCAGUGAAGACGCCUCCUGUAUUUACUCUGAUCGAGGCAUCACCUCCAGCGAAGGUGCCUCCUGGGCUCCUGCCUCCAGAUGCCUCACCGGCAGUACAGCCCCCAUCUGGGUUUAAUCUCUCUGAGAGCUCUAGACCUGAAUUGUGUUCAGAAGUUCCAGAUUGGGAGAUGGAGAAUGAGGCUCAAGACAUCGAAAAACAUGAUCAGUGUGCCCAACACACAGCAUUGAAUGUGACAUCAAAUGACUCAAAAGAUGACCAAAAUCAAGCAGCACUGCCAUCUGAGGGUGUCAAGCCCACUAAGAAGAAGGGACUGAAAGGCUUUCUUCAGAAGAUAAGGAGGGCAUUUAGAUUUUGUGUACCCUCCAGGGACGCAGAGGGACGCAAGAUAACACUCUCUAGAAAUCACUAAAAAACACCCU